AUGGGAAUAGAACUUUGCGUAGCCAAGGCGAUGAUCAACAGGACUCCAUAUCAUAGACCUAUUGGGGGUAUAAGCCUUGCUAGCAUUAAACGAUGCAGGAAGACUUUAUACAGUGUGCCUUCCAGCGAUAGGCAGCGAGAUUGGGUCCUAAACUGCUCAGGAAUUCGUAGUGUUGGACCAUUGAAGCAAGGAGCAAAAAGGGAAUCCGUCGAAGGGGUUUUGGAGCAUGAAAGGUGGAGCCAGAGACGGAGACGAGACAAGAGACCGUCCGACAGGAGUCGUCGUCCGAGAAACAUGCAGCAGCAAGGCUGGGGUGAUAAACCGCAGCUCUUUAAUUUGAAAGUCCAGCAGAGCCCCAGGCACCAACAAGGCAGAACCCCGGAUGGCCGCACCUGA
This is a messenger RNA of Aspergillus costaricaensis CBS 115574, 396 nucleotides long. RefSeq lists its product as uncharacterized. The record is from RefSeq and is a predicted model, not a curated record. The transcript is spliced from 5 exons. NCBI's taxonomy places the organism in Eukaryota, Fungi, Ascomycota, Eurotiomycetes, Eurotiales, Aspergillaceae. Bases 1 to 396 code for a protein of 131 amino acids.